CGUUUUUCAUUUUUCGUUGCUAACGUCAUAUUAUACGAAUUUUCGCCUUCGAUGUCGACAGAAAUUUAUUCACUUUUACCACACGUGUUUUGUUUUUGACUUUUUGUCCAGGUUUACUUAAAUCAUUCUAUAGAUUUAUUACGAUACAAAAUGGGUUUCGCUAAUGUAUGGUACUCUCAUCCUAGACGCUAUGGCCAAGGAUCUCGUUACUGGUAAGUAACCUAUAAUUUUGUCUCCAGUAUAGGCGUCAUUUGAAAUUUCAGAAAUAUAAAUAAUGAGUUCACUGAUUUUUAUGUAUUCCCAAAUUCAAUAUAGCCGAUAGUAUGAUUAUUACAUUGGUGUAUUCAUGUUAUGAAAAAAAAAAAAAAAAACAGAAAAUUAUUUGUAAGGUUGCGUAACUACUAAUUUGCAACACCGAUAAAAAUGGUGGAGUAACAGUUUUUAUCUUUUACUAUCCCGUAAUGAUGCCUAUGGUUUUGAGUGUUGUGUCAUGAUACAGCAGCUUUUUUGUUAAAUAGGGGAGUAGAAAAGGCUGAAGUUCUUUGGAGACUGUAGAAACUUGCCAUUUAACAAUGGCAAAUUUUCAUUUUUAUUAAUAAUAUAAUAUUGUUAUUUUGUGGGAUAAGUAGGAUUUGUUCUUUCCAGGGUUUGUAACUUGUAUCAUACAUGUAUAUUUUAAUAUAAUAUACAAUUAUACAUUUUAUUAUAAUUAAUUGAUUAAUUGUGUACCUAUGUUUAACACAGCAUUUAAUGUACCUACACAGUAUUGAUUUAAAUUUUUUUUAACAUUUGAUUAUAGUAGAGCGUGUACAAACCGACACGGUCUCAUCAGGAAAUACGGCAUCAACUUGUGCCGUCAGUGUUUCCGGGAAUACGCAAAUGAUAUAGGUUUCAAGAAGGUGAGUUUGUGGCUGUUACUCAUUUUGUUUAUAGGUUUGUCUAAUAUUAUUUUGUUUAUGUUUUCAGAUGGACUAAACAUUAAUUUGUUUGAUCUUGACUACAUCUGACCACAAACACUCACCACCCUAUGUGGUCAAAUAAUUUUUUGUCUAUACUAUUUUUAAGUCAAUAAAUGAACUUAAGUUGAAAACAAAUCACAAUUUUUUU
Molecule: messenger RNA, 1107 nt
Organism: Cinara cedri
Lineage: Eukaryota; Metazoa; Arthropoda; Insecta; Hemiptera; Aphididae
Source: the annotation of a GenBank genome assembly